CAGUCCCAGUCGGAGAGGCCGGAGCUGGGGGCCUCAGCCCUCAGCCGUCAGAACAGCAACUCCCCAGCCAGCUGCCUGUGUGGGCCGCGUAUGAGGUAUGUGACCAUGUGGCGGCAUGGCGCGGACGGAGAUGCAGAUCUUCGUCAAGACCCUGACUGGCAAGAGCAUCACCCUCGAGGUUGAGAGCUCGGACACCAUCGACAAUGUCAAGGCUAAGAAUAAGAUCCAGGACAAGGAGGGCAUUCCUCCGGACCAGCAGCGCCUCAUCUUCGCCGGCAAGCAGCUGGAGGAUGGCCGCACCUUGGCCGACUACAACAUCCAGAAGGAGUCCACCCUCCACCUUGUCCUCCGCCUCCGUGGUGGUCAGUGAUCUGAUCUGAUCUGGUCGGAUCGCCAGGGAACUGCUUGAGUGUCCUGCCGUCUGUCAUUUCAGUCUUCAUCCUAGGUCGUUUGUUUUGUGUAGCCUUCCCAUCUUAUCUUCUUAGGUUGUUUCUUCGCUCUGUGAGGCCUGCCAGUGUUUAUCUUAGAUUGUUUCGUUUUGUUCUUCAGAAUGUGGGGUCGUGGUUGUGUUUAUGAGUACGUAACGCAGUACGUAUUUUGUUGAAACAAUUUGGAGCAAUAUUCUAAGUCUGGUUUGGCAUAAAUAAUUCUUCUGUA
Messenger RNA from Sorghum bicolor (sorghum), 657 nucleotides. RefSeq names its product ubiquitin. The record is from RefSeq and is a predicted model, not a curated record. Gene Ontology annotation, biological process: modification-dependent protein catabolic process; protein ubiquitination. Gene Ontology annotation, cellular component: cytoplasm; nucleus. Gene Ontology annotation, molecular function: protein tag activity; ubiquitin protein ligase binding. The transcript is spliced from 2 exons. Lineage: Eukaryota; Viridiplantae; Streptophyta; Magnoliopsida; Poales; Poaceae. Bases 116 to 370 code for a protein of 84 amino acids.